UGCCAUCAACAUUAAAAUUUUAUUUGUUUAAAAAUAUAAUUAAAAUUUUCGAAAUGUGAAUUUUGAGAAAAUUCUUGUGGUCAAUGGACCAAUCCGUUAACGAGAGAAAGAAAGAAAGGCUGUAUUAAGAAGAUGUGCAUUGCUGUAUUCCAAUGGAGAGCUCAUCCGCUUUACCCAUUUCUAAUGUUCCUCAACCGGGAUGAAUACCAUGACCGGUGCGGAAUACUCGUUGCAUUUUGUAUUUGUACAAUUUUGUUAUAUUGGUAUGAUUAUUAUUGUGCUUGAGCUGAAUUAAUGAUUUUGCUUGAUGGGGGACGGAACUGUAAGGCCAACGAAGGCUCUUGGGCGGUGGGAGGAGGAUGGUGAGAUUGUUGGGGGAAGAGACUGUGUUGCCGGUGGGACUUGGCUGGGCUGUACCAAGGGGAAAAUUGCUUUCCUUACCAACGUCCGGGAAAAGGAGCUCAACCUCUCGUCUUCUCAAUCCAAAAGCAGGGGUGAACUCCCACUUCGCUUCUUAAAGAGCAAUAAGAGCCCUCAUGAUUUUGCGGAGGAACUUAUGGGAGAAGCUGAGCUUUUUGGCGGGUUUAACCUGGUGGUGGUUGAUCUCUGUUCAAUGACUGUGCUUUACAUGACCAAUAGACCACAGGGCAGAGGUGGAGUAUUAGUUACAGAGGUAUCCCCUGGUAUCCAUGUCUUGACUAAUGCAACCUUGGACUCUCCAUGGCCCAAGGCUCAACGGCUACAAAAAAAGUUUAAGUUGGUAUUGGACGAAUAUAGUGAAUCUGAAAUUCCUGUGGAAUCUGUGGCAAAAGAAUUGAUGAUAGACACGACAAAAGACGCCGAGCUUCCUGGGGUCUACUCGCCUGAAUUGGAGUUUCAUUUGAGUUCCAUUUUUGUUGAAGCAUACACAUCUAAGGGUGUGUGUUAUGGAACAAGAAGCACCUCAGCAUUGGCAGUGGACAAUUGCUCUGAGGUCAAAUUUUAUGAGAGGUCGCUUAUGAAUGGUGGUUCGUGGGAGGAACGCACCAUGUCCUUCAAGGCUGUUUGAUUACAUGCGUACUCUGAAAAUUAUUAGAACAAGUCUAAAGUUACACCUUCAUGUUGCACUAAAAGAUUCGACAAAGUGAAAAUAU
This is a messenger RNA of Cuscuta europaea, 1133 nucleotides long. Lineage: Eukaryota; Viridiplantae; Streptophyta; Magnoliopsida; Solanales; Convolvulaceae. The record is from the annotation of a GenBank genome assembly.